CUCAAGCGAGUCACUGGGAUCGUCAGGCCGGGAAGGUCCUGAUAUAGAAAACCAGGAUAAACCAGAAAAGCGUAGCGAUUACAAUCCACGUCCAUCCUCUUAACGUUUUGCACAUCCACGCGAAUUAAUUGGAAAAGAAGAAUUUUGGCUUGGCUACGGACUUGUCCCAGAAAUAAAGGCAUAGGGAGAGGAGCCAAGAAAAAUUUUCAUACUCGAUGACAUUACAUCGCAAUGUCCGAUCGUUUGGGGCAAAUAACCAAGGCAAAGGAUGGGAAAAGCAAGUACUCGUCACUCAGCCUGUUUGAUAAAUACAAGGGAAAGUCAAUAGAAACUCAGAAAACUACAGUUGUUACACGACAUGGCUUACAGAGUCUUGGUAAAGUGGCCGCUGCCCGGCGAAUGCCCCCUCCCGCUCAUUUGCCGAGCCUAAAAUCUGAAAACAAAGGAAACGAUCCCAAUAUAAUUAUUGUGCCCAAAGACGGAACGGGAUGGGCGAACAAGCAGGAACAAGCAGACCAAAAGAAUUCUACUGCAUCAACAGCACAGCUGCCGGAAUCGCAGCCACAGCAGGCUUUGCAGAAGUCUGUAUCCAAUCUACAGAAACAGGUGCAAGCAGUAAGCCAGGAGAACACAAGUAUAGGUGGACCAAAGCAAUGGGCCCAGCUCAAUGGAAAGCCAGUCGGUCAAGAUGGUUUAAAGGUCUCAAGCCGACUGCAGCCCUUCUCUCACGAGGAAUUUCCAACGCUGAAAGCAGCUGGAGAACAGGACAAAGCUGGCAAGGAAAGAAGCGUCUUCGAUCUGUCGUAUGGGCCCGGACCAAGCCUCCGCCCACAAAAUGUCACCAGUUGGAGGGAGGGGGGAGGGAGGAGGAACCUUCAUCCUAUGGUUUCAGCAGUUGGUCUUUCCGGUGAGGGUGAGGGCAAGACCAACAGCUCAGGUGAGGGAGGCCUCCCUUCUUCCUCCUCCACCACCUCCUCCUCCUCCUCCUCCUCUUCCUCCUCUACAUCCUCUGCUACUCCCAAUGCCACCUCAUCCUCAAUUGCCGCUGCUUUCUCCUCCUCCUCCACUUCUGCUUCCUCCUUUGCUGCUGAGACAAAGGAUCCCUCCCUCCGUCCAGCACAGCCUGUCCGAAGAAACACACCCAUAACUGCGCAGUACCUAGGACAGCAGCAUCAUGCACCUGCCACUUACCAUGACAUGCUGCCUGCUUUUAUGUGUCCAAAAGAUUCUCCUGAAACACCACUGUCUUCUGAACGUGGAACUCCGUCUGCACCUAUCCCUGCACGGUUUGAACCUCGGUCAACUUUCAGAGUACAGUAUACAUCUGAGCCUGUCAAUGGCGAGCUAAGAAGGGAAAAUAGGUUUUCUCGAGGCCCUCCUCCCAGAACUGCCCGGCCAGUUCGUCGUCUUGGGGACCGCACACCAAGGCCUGCAAUCAUUAACCCUGAAGAUCUAAAAGACUUAGAUGAUUUGGAUAAUGACUGUGAUGAUGGCUGGGCUGGUCUACAUGAAGAAGUGGACUAUAGUGAAAAACUGAAAUUCAGUGAUGAUGAGGAAGAUCACAGUUUGGCAGAAAGGAAAUGGAACAACUGGGAAUAUCGUCGAGUUCGACAGACUUCACAGAGUUCUGCUGAAGGAGCAUCCUGUAGGGAUAUGUCUGAAGAUGAUCCUGUGUGGAAUGAUCAGUGUGUAAACAGAGCACCUCAACGAUAUCAAGAGGCACAGCAACAACGGAAAAAUGGAAGCUGGGCUUCUCCAGAGCCUCAGGCUAAUUCAAAGCCACCAGUAAGCAUCCGCAGAAGGGAGUCAGUAGAAGACAAAGAAGAGAGACAAGCACCCAGGACAAAGUUCAUGUCUGCUGAACUUUCCGAAGCAGUAGAACGUGCUCGGCGCAGGCGAGAAGAGGAGGAGCGCCGUGCAAGGGCUGAAAGACUUGCAGCCUGUGCUGAAAAACUGAAGAAACUUGAUGAAAAAUUGGGUAAGGCUGGCAAAAUGCAGAAACCAGAAACCACCCUGAAAGAGAUGGACAGCAAGGCCUCUGAGGAGCCUUUGUCUCCAAGCAAAGACACCAAGUUAAGCCAAGAUUGCUGGCAGUGUAGUGCUAAAGAAGCUGAAGUUUCUGCUGAGCAUUAUGUUAAAAACCAAGAACUCCCUUCAGAGGAGACGUCGGCUACAAACUUUCAGAGUGAAGAUCAUGUCGCAGAGCCAACAUCUCCCAGUCCAGACAGUGGUAAAUACCUGAAGUCCCUCCCUCCACGCUUUCAAAAACAACAGGAUGUAUACAAGAUGCAUUGGCAGCAGCAGGGGCAUCCAUCAUCUGGGGCUGCUCCACCUCAUCAGCACUCCUAUUACCCUCCUCAUGUUCUUGGUUUUGACCCACGAUGGAUGAUGAUGCCCACUUACAUGGAAUCCUGCAUAGGCCAGGGGCGCACUCCUGCAGAUUACUAUUCAGCUCCUGUCCAUUCUCCUGGCAUGUUGAAACAAGUAGUUCAGCCAGACCAUCUAAGCAGCCCAGGGUCUGUUCCUGAAGAAAACUGUCACUCCUCAGUAACUCAAGAGAGAAGAGUGCCUUCAACUGAGCCCUACCCUGUCUGGGGGCAGGAUAGCUAUUCCUUUACACAUACCAGGAGCUUUACUCCCCCAUAUCAGCGACAUGAGAAGGAAGUAGUGAAAGCUGUUGACAGAAGUGAACGAGCUGUGCAAGACCACUAUAAAGAAAGAGGGGAGGACUAUCGAGACCUGCCAGCAGAUGAUGUCACCAACCUUGGUUAUCAUAUGGACAGCAGGCAGGAGAUAGCUUUAAAUGUUUCCCAGAAAAAAUCUGCACAUGACCAAGAAAUCUGCCAAAAAGAAACCUUUAUGUCAGCAAACCAAAGCCAUUCGCUUUCAGUAGAUGCAGAUUUUGCAAAAAGUGAUAGGCAGACUGAGGCAAAAGAUCUGCCGGCUACUAAUUGUAAUGACAGUUCCGGCUCUAGGGAAGUAGUGGUUGAGUAUUCAGUGCGAGAGAAAGCCACAACACCUGAUCUUUGGAGCAGUGAUGGUCCUCUGAAGAAAGAAAUAGAAUCACAAUCACAAUGGCAAGAAUCCAUUUCAAAUAUUGGAACUAAUUCUCUCCAAGAGUCUGCCGGAAGAGUGCACACAAGGAGAACUGGUCCAAUUAAGAAGCCAGUGCUUAAAGCUUUGAAAGUUGAAGAUAAAGAGAAUGAGAAACCUAAAUCAGAGCCAGAGGAUAAACCAGUUCCGUACAAAAUAAAGGAGAAAGAACUUCAACCACUUUGUGAUUCUAAAAAGGAAUUAAGUUUACCUAUAGGUGGAAAGUAUUAUGUUCCCCCCUCCCUCUCUGCUUCUGAAGAUAAAUAUUUCCCCUCUCUUAAAUCUGAUAAGUCUGCUGAAGGUAGUAAUGAGCCAGAGCAGAAGGAGAGUAGAUGGGAGAAUAAAAUUUAUUCAAAAGAUUCCAGUGAUCCUCCCAUUUCUCGUCGAAAUAAUUGGAUUUUCAUUGAUGAAGAACAGGCAUUUGGCGGUUCCAGGGGUCCUGGAAGAGGAAAAGGGAGAGGAUUUAGAGACUUCAAUUCAAGGGGCAGAGGUCGUGGAGACUCCAGUCGUGGAGGUUUCAAUGGGCAAAGAGUUGGAAGAGGUCGUAACAUACGAGAUUUCUCCAAAGUUGAGGAAGUAUCUCGAGGAAAACCUCGUCGGCGCAAUGUCAGUGAAACUCUGAGUGAAACAUCUGAAUAUGAAGAGUUACCCAAACGUCGGAGACAAAAGGGAACUGAAAAUGCUAGUGAAUCCAUUCACUCUGAAACUUCAAAUUUAAGGAAGGUAGACACCAAGGACUCAUGGAGAUCCAACAAAGUAUACAUAGAUGAGCAAGGUAGUGGGAGUGAAACGCGAGAAAAGUCCAAAGUUAACCGGACAUUUGGUAGAAGCCUUCCUCCAAGACUGACUAACACUGGUUACGGUCGAGGUUUUGCUAUAAGAGAAAAUUCAACUUGGAGAGGUAGAGGUGGAACCUUUUCUGGAGCUAUUCAAGAAAAUGGAUAUGGUGGUGGGAAUGAAUCCUUUUCUAGAAGGCCUCAGGAACGAGACGGUCUAAAAUACACUCACAAAUAUUCUGGGUCUAAUGUUGAGAAUGGCUUUGAAGACAGAGGGGGUGAUGACUACAACUUGGAUGGUGACAAUCUUGAAAACAGACCCAUGAGGCGUCGCCGCCCUCCUCGUCAAGACAAACCUCCAAGAUUUAGACGGUUGAGACAAGAAAGAGAAACUGGCUCACACUGGAGUAAUGAGGACCAUAAUACAGAUUUCUCUAGUAGUUGGCCUUCCAGAUCACAUAUGGAUGAAAAACAGACCCAUCACUCUGUAAGAAGCAGGGAUGGCAUCUACCAUGGUCCCUCAGAGCAUGCAGCAGAAGACUGGGAAACGGCCUCAGAGAGCAGUGAUUUGAAUGAGAGGCGAGAAAAACGAAUAGGGCUUUCUCAAGCUGAGUUACCUUCUGACCUCAAUCACAGCUUUGAUGUCUCCGGAGAAAAGAGAGAGUUGUCUAAACGCAGCUUUUCAAGUCAGAGACCUUUAAUGGAGCGCCAAAAUCGUAAGGGGGACCUAACAAGCCUAGGGGAUAAAGUUGUCCGAUCUGGUGAUCCAACUUGCAGAACAGAUAGCUGGCAGAAUAAAAGGUGUUCGGAUGAUGCCCUGUCAGAUUUAAGUUCUGGGUUGGUGUACAGUAUCGACCAGUCUCUCAAAUCUGAUUCUGACAGCCCCAUUAAUUGUUCUUCUGAAUCGUCAAAUAAAAAGGUGGAGAAAGGCCUGAAAUGUGCAGCUUCUAAAAAUGAGAAGCAGGAUUCAUUGUCUACCUGUGAUCUUGGUUAUUCCAAUGAAAAUAUAGCAAUCACUACUGGAGAAGGUUUCACAGAAGUAAUUUCAAAGAAACAGCGCCGUCAGCAGGAAGAAGAACGAAGGAAGAAAGAGCAAAGCACACAGGUACCUGUAAAAAGCAGAGUUAUGGUUUCUAAGAUCCCACCUCGUUUUGCUAAGAAGCAGAGCAACAUUUCAAUGGAGCAGGCUGAUGAAGCAGUAUCUUCCAGUAGCCUUGGGACAGAGAUCUGGGAGAGUAGCAGCUCAACUAUUGCUGUUCAGUCUACAAGUGGAGAUGCCUGGAAAAAGCCUGUGACCGCUUUUUCUGGAUCUGAACCCAACUCCAGUGAGGUCUUUAAAGGAAGUCAGACUGACAGUGGUAUUGAUUUGAGCGCGGAGUCUCAGGGAUCUUCUGCCAAUUCUUCACAAAGAAGCUCCCCUUAUGGUACUCUGAAGCCAGAGGAAGUUAAUGGACCCACACAAAUCGACCCAAAAGCAGAUGGUCUGAAAGACCGGACUCCCAAACAAAUUGAUAAAAAGGAAUGUGAUGCUAAUCCUGAACAAAGCAAAGAACAUAAGCCAGGUCCUAUUGGGAAUGAGAGAUCAUUGAAAAACAGAAAGGGUUCUGAGGGAUUGGAGAGGCUUGAAGGGAGUAUGCCAGCUGUAAAUGGAGUAGACAUUCAUGGUGAAUCUGUCUUACCUGUUCCACCGAUAGAAUUUGGUGUCAGUGCAAAGGAUUCAGACUUCAGUUUGCCUCCAGGCUCUGCUCCUGUUCCUGUUUCAAAUCCAGUCACUAAACUACAGGAUGCUUUGGUUGGAAGUGCUGCUCUUACACAGGCAAUUCCAAUGCUUAGAAGAGAUCUGCAGCCUACAAUUAAUUUGAACCCCAUCUCUUUUCCCAAUGUGGAUCUUACCUUGAAGAUGGAGUCUGCACGUAAAGCUUGGGAAAACUCUCAGAGCAUUCCAGAGCAAGGCUCCCCAGGUGGUGCUGGCCCUGGAGUACAGCCUGCUUGUAGUGUUGGCUCUUCCAGUGGUGUCAGCUACAGUUCGUUUGGAGGAGUAACUAUGCCACCCAUGCCUGUGGCAUCUGUUGCACCAUCUGUAUCGAUGCAAGGCAGUCACCUUCCUCCUCUUUAUCUGGAUGGUCAUGUCUACCCAAGCCAACCUCGCCUUGUCCCUCCCACAAUGCCUCAGCAGCAGAAUUAUCAACAGGCUGCAGCAGCUCAGCAAAUCCCACUUUCACUUCACACUUCCAUCCAGGCACAGGCCCAACUUGGACUGAGGGGAGGUCUUCCAGUUUCUCAGUCUCAAGAAAUGUUUAGCUCCAUCCCACCAUUCAGAUCCCAAGUCUUUAUGCCCAGUCCUAUGGUUCUGCCAGGCACAGCCCCUCUGAAAGGUCACUUUUCAGCAUUCCCUGGUAUGCAGCCUUCAGAAAUGGUCAAACCACAAUCCGGAUCGCACUACCAGCCUAUGAAUGGCAGCCAGGCACUGGUGUAUGAUGGGCAGAUGAACCAAGCUGCAGGAAUGGGGACAUCACAGUUAAUGGAUUCACAACUAAUUCAGGUGACAAUGCCUCUGCCUGGAUCACAGCUACGGUAUGGUUCUGCGCAGCAACAUUUAAUUUUACCUCAGUCCAUUCAGCUCCAGCAAGGCCAAAAUUUGCCUGUUGGUGCCCCUCGUAGGCUCAUACCUCCAACAUCACAAGCGGCAGUCCUGCCAGGAAACCGGGAGACAUCUCAGAUGGAAAUGAAAGGUUUUCAAUUUUCUGACAAGCAGAGCCAUUCCCCUGGAAUUUCUUCAGGAUCUGCUCCAACCCCCAACUCAUAUAGCGUGUUUUUUCUGCCUAGGCCUGGCUCUGCUAGUCCCAGUGGAAAACCUUCUGGACCUGGAGGAGCAGCAAAUGUGGGUUCCCUCCCUGGACACUAUGCUCAACAGGUUGCACCACCUCAGAGUGGCAUGAUGAUGCAUAUGCGGCCCCCAAGUUCUGGUACCUUUCCAAACCCCAUUCAAAGGCCAGUGAUGCAGAUAAACAAGGCACCCCUUGCACCUGCUGUCAUCAUCCGGCCACCUCAGUACCAGAACCCAUGCCGUGAGCCACCUGCUUCCAUAUCCCCAGCUAAUAGCACAGACUCAGCUAAGGGGUCAGAGGAGGCAAUGAAGAUGAAGCAACGAGAGGUUCUGCAAUCUUCAGGAGAAGGAAAAGGACAAUCUGGGAUGUCAAAAAUACAGGAACCUCCAACAUCGGGACAAAUGAAACCAGUCCGCACAGGGGCAAUCAAACCGCAAGCAAUCAAGGUUGAGGAAGGCAAAGCUUAACUUGCAGGAGGCAGCUCUGCUUAUGGCUUUUUUCAGAUGGCUGAAUACAAAACCUCCAUGAACCAAAUCACACAAGAUUCAGUUCAGCAUUUGUUCGCCUGCAGGCACCGUAUCCAUGGGAACUGACCCAAAUUUAAACUUGAGACAUUGUAUUAAUGUACAUGGUGUAAACAAAAAGCAGACUACUUGGUUCAUGUUAUUUAUUAGUCUAAAUCCGUUCAAAUGUGGUUUUUGUAAUUCUUUUCAAAGCCUUUCAAAACAAAAGAGAAAAGUGAUCCGCUGUAGCACGAAGCUUGUGAAGAGGAUAAGCUGCAGUAGAAAUGUAUCUAAUAUCAAAGAGAACAGUUAAAAAUAAAGUUAAACUGUAACCUAUUUUUUGUUUUUAAAACAAUCCUUAUCAUCCUAUUUAAAAUUUUCUGGCUGCCAUCAUGCAGUGUUCCUCAAAUUUUAGAAUUUACUUUUAAAGAACUUUUUAAAUACUCUGCAUUUGUUAAGAGGUCAUUGUUCACAGGUCCACUUUAUUGCUAUAUUGCAGAACACAUCAUUGUGAUUUGGGGCAACACUGUACAAAUAUGAUUGUUUGGAGCUAGAAAUUCAACUAAACCUGUUACAAAUGUAGAUUUUUUUUCCACAGCUUGUGAAAUGUAUUCAGACUGUGCUUAGAUAAAUUCAAAUAUUUCUGUAACUGAAAUCCUAGCGGGCUUAUUUUUGUGGGGGUGGGUUGGGCACGGUGGGAUUAGUUUGUUUGCAGAGAAGCCUAGGUUUGAACUGUUCUCUCUUGGUCGCACUUCAUUGUUUUUGAGGUGCUUUUCAAAGUAAUUGAAUCUUUGGACCGGCAGUUUUUGCAGUGAUAUUUCAAACACUAGGUGACCAUAAGUCUUGUUUUGCUUUGUCAACACAUUUGAUUUCUUUGUAGAGAUGCUGGAUCGAACAGAUAUGUUUGGAUAGAUGCUAAAGAACAGGUUUGACUUUAUUUAGGUUUUCCCCUCAAUUAAAAGCCUUUGUUUUGUUUUUUCCCCUUCUAUUUUGACAUGUGGUUAAUAACCAAAUUUUAUUAUUGGUAUUUGUAUGUAAAAUAUAUAAGCAUAAGUGCUGUUUCUCAAGUGUUGAAGGUCAAGGCCCACAAGCUGGUUGAAAGGCCUUUUUAACUGGUAAUUGUGUCGCACUUUUUAUUAUAAUUAUUGCUGGCUCUGUAUACCAUUGGCUGAAGGAGGCAGCUGCCUUUAUAAUGGAGUAAAUUGUGGUAUAAAAAAAUUUUUUCUUUGUCUUUCCAAGAGGUUAAUAGCAGCACUUGUUCAGCCGAGGCAGCAGGAUUUUCCUUUGUGUUGUCAAGGGGGAAAUCUGCCUGUGUACAUCUUUCAACAUCCAAUUUGGUUUUUUUUAUUAAACCCAUUCUGUUUAAAUCAUAUUGACUUUUCUUCAGACUGAGGAGACUGCUUGCAGUUUUUUGAUUGAUCGCUUAUUCAUUUUGGACUUUAAACCUUGCAGAAUAUUAAGCGAAUACAGUUGGAGUCGAGAGAAAAUGGAAUGCUACCUGGGAAUCUCAAGUAAAAUGCAAGCAACAGCAUGGUUAUAUGUCAGACUAUGAGCCUCCUGAAGUUACAGUUGCUUGCUUUUAUAGCUUGGAAAAGGACACUGCAUCUUUGACUAGAGUUCUGGUGGGGGGUGGUUUCACGUCCCCCACACCCAGCCCCGGACAUAGCAAACCGUAUUGCUAAUCUGUUGACACAAAGGACCAGCUGUUGCACUUUUUACAUCUCUCUCUCUCUCCUUUUCCCAAACUCUUCAACAAAUUCAAAUUAAACACUAGUUAUUUAUGUGCUGGAUGUGUUGUCCUAAACAUGUUUCACUGAGCGCUAUAUAUAAUAUAUAAAUAAAAUAUUGCAAGUCUCACUUUCAUAAUUGUAUUCUAUUUGAUUCUUCUGUUUUACAAAGACUUAAAACUUUGUUUAGGCUUUUUUUUUUUUAAUAUUUAAUAAUUGACAUGCUUGAUUGUUCAGCAGCCAUAUUGUGUAUUGUGUUUUUAAUUGUAUAUCUAAAUUAUAAAGGUUUAAUACAGGAACCUGUGUUGAUUUCAAGAUGCAGUGCUUCUUUUCAAAGUUAACUUGGAGGCAUAUUUUUACUAAUUUAAAUUGCCUUGGAGCUAUCUGAAUGAACAGACUUUAAAACUUCUUCUCCUUUACGUCUCAAUUUCAAAUUGCAUUCAGAGAUUGUAAAUGUCUCCAUAUCACACUUCAGCUUUUUCCUUUUUUUUUUUUUUUUUUUUUUUUUGUUUGUCUGUGUAGACUGAUAUUUGAAAGGGCAGACGAUGGAUAUUUUGCUGUAUUAGCUUUUUGGGUUCUUGUGGCAUUGUUUAUUUUAUUAUCUAGGCCUUUGAGUUUUGGUUUUUCCACUCUCGCAGUCCCCCAUACCCCUAACCCUAUUUCCGGUUGGACCAGUCUUUCUUGUUGGUCUGAUCGUGCAGCUUUGCAGCUCGCUUUUUUUGCCGAUACCUGUUGUUUAUCCUUUCAAAUAUGUGAUCGUAUUAGCUCUUUCCGUAUGAAAGAAUUUUCCUUAUUUAAAUAAAAAAAAAAAUAAAGCAGAUUUUGCUUUUUCUG
Molecule: messenger RNA, 9761 nt
Organism: Erpetoichthys calabaricus (reedfish)
Lineage: Eukaryota; Metazoa; Chordata; Cladistia; Polypteriformes; Polypteridae
Gene: prrc2b
Product: proline-rich coiled-coil 2B
Exons: 33
Coding region: 232-7164 (2310 amino acids)
Biological process (GO): cell differentiation
Source: RefSeq, a predicted model, not a curated record